Paramuricea clavata is the source of this 388-nucleotide messenger RNA. Lineage: Eukaryota; Metazoa; Cnidaria; Anthozoa; Malacalcyonacea; Plexauridae. The record is from the annotation of a GenBank genome assembly.
AUGUUGAAGCCGCCACCUAGUUAUAAAUGUGUGAGAUCCUACAAAAACUACAAACCUGAUAGUUUCCUCGCGGAUUUACAACGAAUACCUUGGUAUGAUAUUUCCAGCAUGGAUGAUGCAAAUGUAAUGCUAGACCAUUUCAAUGAGAGGUUUCUCCAUGUAAUGGAAACACAUGCACCUGUGAAAACAGUGAGGAUUAAACACCGCAGCUGCCCCUAUAUUAGCACAGAAAUUCGCGAACUUAUGCAAUACAGAAAUAACCUAUUGAAAACGGCUCAAAGUACUAAAUUAGCAACAGACUGGGAAAUGUAUCGUAAACUAAGAAAAGAAGUAAAAUCCAAGCUGAGAGAUGCCGAAAGGGAAUAUGUACGGAAAGAACUAGAGCACA